Messenger RNA from Leishmania mexicana MHOM/GT/2001/U1103, 606 nucleotides. Its product is annotated as NADH-ubiquinone oxidoreductase 20 kDa subunit,mitochondrial precursor. The record is from RefSeq and is a predicted model, not a curated record. The transcript has a single exon. The coding region runs from base 1 to 606 and encodes 201 amino acids. Gene Ontology annotation, biological process: mitochondrial respiratory chain complex I assembly; aerobic respiration; electron transport coupled proton transport. NCBI's taxonomy places the organism in Eukaryota, Euglenozoa, Kinetoplastea, Trypanosomatida, Trypanosomatidae. Gene Ontology annotation, molecular function: NADH dehydrogenase (ubiquinone) activity; 4 iron, 4 sulfur cluster binding; quinone binding.
AUGUUGCGCUUCACACGUGCCUCUUUCACUGGCCGCGCGAUGAUCUCGCGCGGUAGUCCUGAGUGGUCCCACCGCCUUGAUCUCAAGAAGGGCAAGAAAACAACGCUGGCGCACAAGCUCGGCACAAGCAAGCCCAACAACGCCUUGCAGUACGCGCAAAUGACGUUGCACGACUUGACAGAGUGGGUCGUGGCCUACUCGCCGUGGCCGCUAACCUUUGGUCUUGCCUGCUGCGCCGUGGAGAUGAUGCACUCCUACUCGUCGCGCUACGACUUAGACCGAUUUGGUAUUGUGCCGCGUCCCUCGCCUCGUCAGGCGGAGAUCAUUAUCGUCUCCGGCACCGUGACCAACAAGAUGGCACCGCUGCUGCGCAACAUCUACGUUCAGAUGGUGAACCCAAAGUGGGUGAUUUCGAUGGGUAGCUGUGCCAACGGCGGUGGCUACUACCACUUCUCCUACGCCGUACUCCGCGGCUGCGAGCGGGCGAUCCCGGUCGACUUCUGGAUUCCUGGCUGCCCGCCGUCGGCCGAGAGCCUCGUAUUUUGUCUGCACAACCUGCAGAAGAAGAUCCGCUGGCACGAGAUUCAAAAAUACUCGGUGCGGUAA